CCAGAUUGAAGCAGGUGUACAACAUGGCGAUCACAGGCAACGGAUCUCUCGCUACACUUCUCUUUUUGUUCGUGAUUCCAGCAGCUCUUCACAAAGGAGCUGCUCAGUACCCAGUCCAGAGUCAGAACCUGGUGACAGACAAUGUGGAGGUGAUGGAGGGUGACGUGGCCGUCAUCAGCUGCAGGGUGAAGAACAACGACGAUUCUGUCAUCCAGCUCCUCAACCCCAACAGACAGACCAUCUACUUCAGAGACGUCCGACCCCUGAAAGAUGCUCGCUUCCAGCUGGUAAACUUCUCAGACAAUGAGCUGCGGGUGUCUCUAUCCAAUGUGAGCCUGUCGGAUGAGGGGAGAUACGUGUGCCAGCUCUACACGGACCCCCCACAGGAGGCCUAUGCAGACAUCACUGUGCUGAUCCCUCCAGGCAACCCAAUCAUCGAGUCCCGGGAGGGGCAGGUGAUUGAGGGCAACGAGACAGAGAUGACCUGCACCGCUAUGGGCAGCAAGCCCGCCGCCACAAUCAGAUGGAUGAAGGGAGACAAAGAGCUCCAAGGCAUAUCCAAGGUGGAGGAGACAUAUGACCACAUGUUUACUGUGACCAGCCAGCUGAGGUUCAUCGUCACUAAGGAGGACGACGGCGUGCCCGUGGUGUGCAUCGUGGACCACCCAGCCGUCAAAGACUUCCAAGCCCUGACGUACCUGGUGGUGCAUUAUAAACCGGAGGUGAAGAUCAUAGUGGAGUUUCCUGAUGGGCUGCCAAGGGAGGGACAGAACAUGGAGCUGUCAUGCCAGGCCAAAGGCAAACCCCAUCCCCAGCAGAUCAACUGGGUGAAGGUGGACGAUGACCUUCCCUCACACGCCCUCAUCACCGGCCCGGACCUGUACAUCGAGAACCUCAACAAGACCUACAACGGAACCUACCGCUGCUUCGCUGCAAACUCAGUGGGCGAGUCGUAUGACGACUACAUUCUCUACGUCUAUGAUGCCCCCACCACUACCCCUAUACCCACUACAGCUACCACCACAAUUCCCACCACCAUCUCUCUCCCUGAAGCCACUGCAGAUUCUAGAGCUGGAGAGGGAGCACCGAGAGCGGUCGACCAUGCGGUCAUCGGAGGAGUGGUGGCUGUGGUUGUCUUUGCCAUGCUCUGUCUACUCAUCAUUUUGGGACGGUACUUUGCAAGACACAAAGGUACCUACUUCACGCAUGAAGCUAAAGGAGCCGACGAUGCAGCAGAUGCAGAUACAGCCAUUAUCAACGCAGAGGGGGGCCACAACAAUUCGGACGAGAAAAAGGAGUACUACAUAUAGAAAUCACAGGGCCCCAAUACUGUCCCCUGUAGGACACCAUACUGUCUUUGGGUGAGGGGUGCUUGGGGUUUAAGUAUGGUUGGGUAGGGGGGUAGGAUGGGUUUGUUUUAGUGGUGAUUGCCAGGGAUUGAACAAUGUAUAGUCCAGUCUGUGCAGCUGAAGAGGAACAGUUUUGUGUGUAUUAGGUGGAAAGAUAGGGA
Molecule: messenger RNA, 1510 nt
Organism: Oncorhynchus gorbuscha (pink salmon)
Lineage: Eukaryota; Metazoa; Chordata; Actinopteri; Salmoniformes; Salmonidae
Product: cell adhesion molecule 1-like
Exons: 11
Coding region: 24-1310 (428 amino acids)
Biological process (GO): detection of stimulus; cell recognition; susceptibility to natural killer cell mediated cytotoxicity
Cellular component (GO): synapse; neuron projection; plasma membrane
Molecular function (GO): signaling receptor binding
Source: RefSeq, a predicted model, not a curated record